Molecule: messenger RNA, 3384 nt
Organism: Plasmodium cynomolgi strain B
Lineage: Eukaryota; Apicomplexa; Aconoidasida; Haemosporida; Plasmodiidae
Product: asparagine-rich protein
Exons: 2
Coding region: 1-3384 (1127 amino acids)
Cellular component (GO): eukaryotic translation initiation factor 4F complex
Molecular function (GO): translation initiation factor activity; protein binding; mRNA binding
Source: RefSeq, a predicted model, not a curated record
AUGCAGGAUUUGAAUAACGCGUAUAGCAAGAACCCCCGAAAUAAUAGCACAUCGAGAUCGUACAACCAGCAAGGAUUCACAAACAUCAACCAGAGUAGCAAUCCAGAAGGUAUGGAUAACGAAUGGAAUAACUUGAGGAGUGGCUCAAGCCACACGUUUAGGAAUGCAAAUAAAUCUAACGAAAACAACAGCUUUUCCUCGAUGAAUAAGAAGAGCCACGUAAUGGAUCAAGGAAACUGGAGGAAAAAAGAAGACGGCAAUUCACCUAACUAUAGAAACAAUAACUUUAACAGUAACGAAAUGAAUACCAAUAUGAAUAGCGCAGAAGGAUCCAAAUAUAAUUAUAAUAAAAAUAUGAGCAGCUCGGAUAAUUCAAAGUAUGGUUUUAGCAGGAAUUACAAGAACAGUCAUAGUAAAAAUACGAACAGGAACAACUCCCUCAUGAAAAAUGCAAGCUCCGGAAUCAGUGCAAAAGGAGUGAACAAAAACACUAACAAUAAUAGUAGUAACACGAAUAAUGGUAUUAGUAUCAGGAGCGGCACACCGUCAGCCAGUAGCAAUACCAUGAACAGCGCGAACGGUGUGAAUAUCGCCAGUCCAGAUAACUACACAAAUAGCGAAACAAUGCCAAAUAAUCAAAACAAUGCGAAAAAUUCAAAUCAAAAUGAUUUCACAAAUAUGGGGGGAAAUUUUAACAACAAUUUUAGCAACAUGAAUAACAAGGCCUUUUACGAAAGUGCAAAUAAAAAUAACAAGUUUACCAAAUCGGACAUGCAAAGUGGUGCCGGAGGGGUUAACUUUAGUAGUAGCCCAGAUGGCAAGAAGAAUAUCAACUACAAGAACAACCAGUACAGUGGGAAUUUUAAGAAUGAGGGAAGUGGCAUGCCAAAUAGAAAUAUCAACAUGGAUGAAGCAAAUCAAAAUAUCCCCGCUGAAUUUAAUCCCAACAUGAAUUAUAAUUCGAUGCAAACGAAAUAUACUACACUGAUAGAAAAUACUGCGGAGAGUAAGAAUGCGAAUUCGAUGAAUACUGGGUUUAACAACCCAUCUAGUAACUUAAAUAACUCGGCAUUCUACAAACAGAAGUAUGAAAAUAACGAUGCCGUGAAUGGCGCGAAUCAAGGCAAGAAUGAAUAUCUGCCUUAUGGGGGCCAAGGGGCAAACAAUAAGUACUACGCGCCGCACACAGGGGGCAACAGCGGUAGUAAUGAUGGGGGAAUCAUGAACAGGAUGCACUCGCAGAACGACGCCUUCAUGAGCUACGACAACCAAAAUAAAAAGGGAAAUAUGUACAGUAGCGAAAAUGCCAACAGGAAUAGACUAAAUUAUGCGUUUAAUGCGAACGCCGGAAAUAUGGGUCACAUGGGAACAAGCGGAAAUAAUGGGUACCCAGAAAUGAGUAACCCGUCCGGUGCUAACCGAAGCGGCAUGGACGCAACACAUAAUUUUUACCCGCACUCUUCAGGGAACCCCAAUUUUAAUAAUCCGGGGUCCUCCAAUGCGAACCACUUGAACAGCAUGGCUCCCAGCGAUAACGCAAAUUUUACCAAAAGGGAGUGUCUAAACGUGGAUAAUAACUAUUACGCACCCCAUGUACAAAAUCAAGGAGGCUACCAUUUUGAAAAUGCAGGCGGUGCGAACACAAACGUAAAUUUUAACGCUCAAUCGGAUUUUGGCAACAAAGGAACAACAAGUACUUUCAACAACGUCGGCGUUGUAACGAACCCAGGCGUAAAUAGCAACCCCAAUUUGAAUAAAAUUAAUUUGACGAAUAACAAUGCAGCGAAUAGUACGAACUUUUUUCCUGGAGCAACAGGGGCUGGGAGAAGCACUAAUAAUAAUCCCAACAUGAAUAGUGCAGAUAGCCAAAAUGUUAACAAUGAGGAAGAGGAUAAUGACGACUGGGGAGAACUAGGGGAGGAUAAGUAUAUAGACAUUAAUUCCAUUAUUAAAAAAAAAAAUGUUAUUCUGAAUCAGCUAGCUGAUUUGAAUAUGUCCAAAAAGGGAAAGGACAACAAGAACAAGAAAAAGGCCAAGGGGAAGAAGGAUGAUGAACCGUUCUUUCUGACAGGGGCAGAUGCGAGUACGUCACUUGGAGAGAAGAAAAAGAAUAAAAAAAAUAAAAAUAAAAAUGCAAAGGGGGGUGGUAAUAAUAAGGAGAAGGAGAAGGAGAAGGAGAAAGAGAACGAGAGUGGUGGAAAGAACGCCAAGGAUGCAGAAAAUGGAAGCAAUGAUCAGUCAGCCGGCAAGAACAAGGGAAAGAAGGGAAAUGUCGGUAGCGAAACGGAUAGCAAAAUGAACGAAGGAAGCACAUCAGAAGAUCGAGCAAACGAAACGAAUGAUAAUGCCUGUACGAAGAAGGACGAAACGAAUGAACUUGACAAAAAUGAUGACUCACAGCAACAGCAAAAUGGCGAGAAAAAAGAAAUCACAGAAAAACCAGCCAAAGCUAUAUAUGUGUUUAAGAGAAAAGAAAAUAUGUCCCCCCUGGAGUAUAUGGAAAGACAAAUAAAAAGUCUUCUGAACAAAUUAACAGUGGAAAAUUUUCCAAUCAUUACAGAAAAAAUGUGCCAAAUUAUGGACUCACGUACCAAUACAGACGAAAUACAAACUGUUGUAAAUGAAGUGAUUAACAAAGCUGUUUUGGAACAUGACUGGUCAGAAAUGUAUGCCGAUGUUUGUCAAGCGUUGAAAUGGAGAUCUCCAAAUUUUGAAAUGAAAAAAAAAUCCUCCUUCGAGAUUGCACUGUUAAAAAAAAUCCAAGAAGAAUAUGAAAAUUUACCAAGCACCUUCGAAUCGACCAUGAAGGAAAAAUUAAAAAAUGACGAAAAUGAAGAAGAGUUAAGUUUCGUUGAGCAAAAACAAAAGAAAAGAUUAUUUGGAAUUGUAAAAUUGAUAGGGGAAUUAUUUCAAAGACAAAUUGUAUCCAUAUCGAUUGUAAUUAGCAUAGCACAUGAUUUAUUAAUAGCUUUUGAGGAACCGAAGGAAUAUUGCAUUGAAGCCUUCCUCCAGUUAAUUUAUUCCACAGGAUUUUUUAUCGACAAGAUGGAAAAGUAUAAGAACAUUUUAGACACCUGGUUUGGUCGACUUAAAGAAUUGCAAAGAAAAAAAAUGUAUUCCAAAAGGAUAAAAUUUGUAAUUCAAGAUGUUUUUGAUUUGAGAUUAUCCGAGUGGAGAAAGAAGACGCAUAAGGACACAGCCAAAGGUUUGAAUGAAUUGAGAUCCCAACUCGAGACGGAAGAAAUGAUGGGAGGAUCCAUUCACCUGGCGCAGCUCGGAAAUAUAGUUAUUGUUGGGGAGAGGCAUAAUAUCAGGAACAAUGAGUCCUACUCCAAGUAUAUGCAGGAACAGGAGAGACUUAGCAAGGCAAACCAGAAGAAGUGA